ACAUACACGCGCCCACACACUCACACACACACAUACACGCAGGGAUCCCUGUUGGGGGGUGUUGGGGGGGUGGAGAGCCGCAGCCGCGAGACAGCGCGAGCCUCCGAGAAAGCGCGAGACGCGCCGGCGCGUGCCGCUGCCCGGCCCCAGCCCGGCCCCCCGCUCCCAGCCCGGCGCCACCCGCACUUGCCCCGCCAGGCGCCCGCCCGGGGCAUUGAUGCCUCGGCCGGCCGCGUCCUCCCGCCGCGGCUUCCUCGGCUGCCCCCUCCCCCGGGCCUCCACCGGGGCCGGAGCGUGGGUGUGCUCGCUCGGGGAGGGUGCUUGCGCUCGGGCGCGCUGCGGGUGCCACCUCUGCGGGACGCUGCCCCCCUCCCUCCCCCGGGGGCGCCCGCUCUAGAUUAAACAAGAGGAGUCUGUUGAAGCUCGAUCCUUACCUACGCUGUAAAUAAAAGAAUAUUACAGAGAAAAGGAGAGCGAAGCACCAAGAGAAAGACUGCUAGAUCCCAGGAGAGGACUAAACUCUCCCCCUCCACACGUCUCAUCCUCUAAUGUGAUGCUGGGGCCGGAUGCACUUAGGAUUCCAUUCCAAGGUUGACUGGCUAGGUGUGUGGAAGACUGGGAAGAGGCAGAUCUUUUUCACACUGAGGAAGCGCUCUUAUGUGUAGCCCAUCUCCUGUCUUCUUUCUGACAGCAGAGUAUUAAGUCAUGAUGCAGGAAUCUGCGACAGAGACAAUAAGCAACAGUUCAAUGAAUCAAAAUGGAAUGAGCACUCUAAGCAGCCAAUUAGAUGCUGGCAGCAGAGAUGGGAGAUCAAGUGGUGACACCAGCUCUGAAGUAAGCACAGUGGAGCUGCUUCAUCUGCAACAACAGCAGGCUCUCCAGGCAGCAAGACAGCUUCUGUUACAGCAGCAAACAAGUGGACUGAAAUCUCCUAAGAGCAGCGAUAAGCAGAGACCAUUGCAGGUGCCUGUGUCCGUGGCCAUGAUGACUCCCCAGGUGAUCACCCCUCAGCAGAUGCAGCAGAUCCUCCAGCAGCAGGUCCUGUCCCCUCAGCAGCUCCAGGCCCUCCUCCAACAGCAGCAGGCAGUGAUGCUGCAGCAGUCAAAAUGGUUUAUUCAGCAACAACUACAAGAGUUUUACAAGAAACAGCAAGAGCAGUUACAUCUUCAGCUUUUGCAGCAGCAGCAACAGCAGCAGCAGCAACAGCAGCAGCAACAGCAGCAGCAGCAGCAGCAGCAGCAACAGCAGCAGCAGCAACAACAGCAGCAGCAGCAACAGCAGCAGCAUCCUGGAAAGCAAGCAAAAGAGCAGCAGCAGCAGCAGCAGCAGCAGCAGCAGUUGGCCGCUCAGCAGCUUGUCUUCCAGCAGCAGCUUCUCCAAAUGCAGCAACUGCAGCAGCAGCAGCAUCUGCUCAGCCUUCAGCGUCAGGGCCUCAUCUCCAUCCCACCCGGCCAAGCGGCCCUUCCUGUCCAGUCGCUGCCUCAAGCUGGCUUAAGUCCUGCUGAGAUUCAGCAACUAUGGAAAGAAGUGACUGGCGUCCACAGUAUGGAAGACAAUGGCAUCAAGCAUGGAGGGCUGGACCUCACGACUAACAACUCCUCCUCGACUACCUCCUCCGUCACGUCCAAAGCUUCACCACCAAUAACGCAUCAUUCCAUAGUGAAUGGACAGUCUUCAGUUCUGAAUGCCAGGCGGGACAGCUCGUCACAUGAGGAGACUGGGGCCUCCCACACUCUCUAUGGCCACGGAGUUUGCAAGUGGCCAGGCUGUGAAAGCAUAUGUGAAGAUUUUGGACAGUUUUUGAAGCACCUUAACAAUGAGCAUGCAUUGGACGACCGAAGCACUGCCCAAUGUCGAGUGCAAAUGCAGGUGGUACAGCAGUUAGAAAUACAGCUUUCUAAAGAACGCGAACGUCUUCAGGCGAUGAUGACCCACUUGCACAUGCGACCCUCAGAGCCCAAACCAUCUCCCAAACCCCUAAAUCUGGUGUCUAGUGUCACCAUGUCGAAGAACAUGUUGGAGACAUCCCCACAGAGCUUACCUCAAACCCCUACCACACCAACGGCCCCAGUCACCCCGAUUACCCAGGGACCCUCAGUAAUCACCCCAGCCAGUGUGCCCAAUGUGGGAGCCAUACGAAGGCGACAUUCAGACAAAUACAACAUCCCCAUGUCAUCAGAGAUUGCCCCAAACUACGAAUUUUAUAAAAACGCAGAUGUCAGACCUCCAUUUACUUAUGCAACUCUCAUAAGGCAGGCUAUCAUGGAGUCAUCUGACAGGCAGUUAACACUUAAUGAAAUUUACAGCUGGUUUACACGGACAUUUGCUUACUUCAGGCGGAAUGCUGCAACUUGGAAGAAUGCAGUACGUCAUAAUCUUAGCCUGCACAAAUGUUUUGUUCGAGUAGAAAAUGUUAAGGGAGCAGUGUGGACUGUGGAUGAAGUAGAAUACCAAAAGCGAAGGUCACAAAAGAUAACAGGAAGUCCAACUUUAGUAAAAAAUAUACCUACAAGUUUGGGCUACGGGGCAGCUCUUAAUGCCAGUCUGCAGGCUGCCUUGGCAGAGAGCAGUUUGCCUUUGCUAAGUAACCCCGGGCUGAUCAAUAACGCCUCCAGUGGCCUCCUGCAGGCCGUCCAUGAAGACCUCAAUGGUUCCCUGGACCACAUCGACAGCAAUGGGACCAGCAGUCCGGGGUGCUCACCUCAGCCACACAUACAUUCAAUCCAUGUCAAAGAAGAGCCUGUGAUUGCAGAGGAUGAAGACUGUCCAAUGUCGUUAGUGACAACGGCCAAUCACAGUCCAGAGUUAGAAGAUGACAGAGAGAUUGAGGAAGAACCUUUAUCUGAAGAUCUGGAAUGAGAAUGAACUUGUGCCACCUCAGUGUGAAGGGACAUAUCACUGACCUUCAUAACCACUCCACAACCAUGAAUAUUUGACACAUUUUUACUGUGACUAUUUAUUAAGCAUGGAUAAAGGAGACAGCCCUAAAGGAACUUACUAAGCCAGCCCUUUGGGAUUCAGAACCAACAGGCAAAUUGCUUGUUUUCUUCUCUCUCUGUCUUUGUUUUAUUUUAUGCUUUUGCUUUAUUUUACUUUCUUUUAUUUUUAUUUUUCUGUUUUUAGAAAAAAAAGGCAAAAAAACUGAUUUUCUUGGGAAAAAAAAAAAGAAAACUGUUCUUUCCAUAAUGGCUCUGCCCAUUUAAAAAAUGUGGCUCUUAAGGGUUCAUGAAAUGACUGAAUAUGAGGAUCCAUGUCCUAUAGAAAGCAACUGCGCCUCAUAUACUGCCAAAAAUAGUGUUAGUUUCAUUAAUGUGAAUUUUCCAGCAUUCAGUAGUUGUAAUGUUAGAAACAAUUGCUGUUCAAGUUCAACUUGUUGCUAUUGUUUUUAAUUUGCACAGGAGUAGUAUCAGAAAUUAGUGUCACUGCUUGUAUCUAGCUGACUUUUAAACAACAGAACAUUAGUUUUUUAUGUUGGUGCCACCAACUGUAAAUGACAUAAGUUAGUUAUUACAGAACACAGUAAUUAGACUGUCGCAACCAUCCAAAACCUUAGGCUUCCAGUCUGUGCUGUUAGUGUUAAGAUGUAAAGUGCAAUCCUAAGCUAACAUUAUCUGUGCAAGCACCGUAGAAACAUUUGCAUAUCUGCAUAGAUCUUACAACUGUACUCUUUACCUCCUUGUGAUAAAGCUUUGUCUACCUGCAAACACAGUCAAAGGCUACAGCUGCAAACCAAAGCCAACUCUAACCAUGGCCAAGAGCUCAAGGACAGAAGCAGCCACAUGCUUUGGUCAGCCUUCUGUAACUUCAAUUAGUACAAAGGAACCUUUUCCAUGAACUACCUGCUGUUUUCUGAUGACCUCUGGGAUCUUUUCAUUUAGCCCUAAACAAAGAAACAAAUAUGACAAAAACCACAACUAAAAGAGUUCAUUCAGUCACAAAGUAAUCUUCUGAGGCCAAAAGUCCAUCUAAAUGCAAUGAAGAUUUGCUUUCAUUAAAGACAGAGGUGAGGACAAAAUCUGCAGUGGAAGUUAUGACAUGCUAGAAAGCAACAAAUGUGGAUCACUGACCAAAACCAUGAUGUACUUGAUGCAAGUGCAGAUUGCGUACUGUUAUAUAUAUAUAGUACAUUGUGUUCUUGUUUUCCCCCAUCCAGUCAGUUCUUUUUGGUGGUGAGUACAUGUUAGAAGUACAUGCCUUGUAUGGUCUUAAUCUCUGUUGUGUACUAUUUUUUUAUAGUCUUAAGUUAUAAUAAAAAAAAAUCAAAAAGUAGGAACCAAACAUAAAAGGUCUAGUAAAGCCAAAAAUUAAUUUCCUAUUGAUUUUAAAGUGAUCUAGCUGAGUUUUUACACUGAAAGCAAAGAUUAUAGCAAGUGUAGCCCAUGGUAUUUAUUUUCAGUCAAACCAAAGUUACAUAUAAUUCUGCCUCUGCUUAUACGGGAUAUGAACACUAACACACUCCCUUCAAAGACUUGCACAGGCCAAAUUGUUGGAAUGCUGAUUUUCUUGACAACUCUAAACCCCCAAACUAUGAGAAUACGUUAUGGUGUAGUUGGAGAUAGCAUAGUCAGAUGUUUGCUUAAAACCUAGAGACUUUACGUGUUGCUUUUCAUGUGCUGUGCCAAGUCUUGAUAAUACUUUUUCCCCCAACCAAGGGACCUCAUAACCUGAUUAUGGUUAUUGCUUUACAAACAGUUUUGACAGAAGGUGGCUGCUAGAGCUUAACAUAUGUCCCGGUUCCAUGUGAUGGAGCCGGUUCUUGCAAACUAAGCUCAAUGUUUAUCCUUUGCUGAAGUCAGCAAAUAGAGUUAGAGAGAUACCCAGUCAUCUAUCACACCAAAUAAAAGGACAUAACGGCUUUCAAAAGGGUUUUCCCACUUACCCAAAAGGCUUUCUGAAAGCUUCUACCUCUGCAAAAAAGAAAAAAAGGAAAAAAAAAAACGAAAAAAAGAAAAAAAAAUGAAAAAAAGAGAAAAAAGUUAGACCAAUUAUGGCAGAUUGCAUGAAACAUGAGAACGUCACAGUAACGGCUACUUUUCAUUAUGUUUGUCUUUGGGUCAUGAUCAACGAACCGGAAGUUAUUGAUAUGGUAUCAAAAGAGAGAUUGGUAUUCUGAAGGAUGGUUCUCUGGUGUCUAGGAUACUGCUGUAAGGAUUAUCUGAAAGGGAAACGAGUCUUUCAGGUGCAUGUUCUAAAAGCUUUGAUGGACUGGAAGUAGCGUGGAGAGUUGUACCAUCGUGAGGGUGGCCUAAGACUACAAUGCUAAAGUAUGCAUACCUCAGUUUCAAAACUUUUGAAAGGAAGUCUCAGCCACAGAAUGCAUAUACCUGUAGAGUUUUGCAUGGGUUUUAUAUGAAUACAAUUUUAAAAAAAAUAGCUGCUUGCACAUUAUACCAGAAAAACCUCCAAAACUGCAAUUGCUUUGAAAAUAGAUUUUAGGUUUUUUGGAGUUUUCUGAAAUGCUUGGUCUGUAUUUUGAUAAUUGUGCAUAUUAUGUAAAAAUGUUGGUGGACCCAUAAAUGACCAGACUUUUUCUAAGAAAAAUGUUGCUUUAAUGCAUUUCAUGAAUUUUUACUCUUCUAUCAUUGCUUGCUAGUAAUAGCAAACCUGCUUUUCUGCAUCUGCUUUGCGUAGCUGUUGUAAGGCUUUGAACUAAUGUAUGUAUUUAUUGCUUGAACUUCUGUGCAUACCUUAUAAAGCAUAAUGUCUGACAAUUUAAAUGGCUCAUGUAUUCUUGCUUCUACCAUAAACUGAUUAUGGGGACUAUGGUCUUUUGUAUACAGCAAAUUUUAACUGUAGCACAAACAUCUGUUUAUGUAUUGGUGGGAUAUACCUGUUUUAUUUAUCUUCUUUGAGGUAAACUAAUUUUUGAUACUUUUCAUUACUGUGUACUGUGUUCAUACUUUGAAUUCUCUGACGUUAGAAGUCACGGUUGAGAAUUGUAACAGCUGUUAUUUGUUCUGUAUUCAUGGCUUUCACUGCUGAAUAAAAUAAAGGACCAAACCUAGGAUUUGAAAGAAAACUGUCUACCUCUAACACCAGGGAGUUAUCAGAUUCUAUUUUACAUAGUUUGAGUCUACAAAGACACAACUGCUUAAACCUAGUGGGCUUAAGACUAAUAUUCUAUGUGUUGGAUUCAUGGCAUCGUUGUAUUGUUUGAAAAUCAAUUAAAAUUUUAUGUGACUGUUACAAGUA
This is a messenger RNA of Meriones unguiculatus (Mongolian gerbil), 6192 nucleotides long. It is a transcript of the gene Foxp2, whose product is annotated as forkhead box P2. The coding region runs from base 706 to 2859 and encodes 717 amino acids. Gene Ontology annotation, cellular component: nucleus. The record is from RefSeq and is a predicted model, not a curated record. Gene Ontology annotation, biological process: regulation of transcription by RNA polymerase II. Lineage: Eukaryota; Metazoa; Chordata; Mammalia; Rodentia; Muridae. The transcript is spliced from 20 exons. Gene Ontology annotation, molecular function: RNA polymerase II cis-regulatory region sequence-specific DNA binding; DNA-binding transcription repressor activity, RNA polymerase II-specific.